Sorex araneus (European shrew) is the source of this 958-nucleotide messenger RNA. RefSeq names its product MMP24 opposite strand (gene MMP24OS). The transcript has 2 exons. The coding region runs from base 149 to 301 and encodes 50 amino acids. Lineage: Eukaryota; Metazoa; Chordata; Mammalia; Eulipotyphla; Soricidae. The record is from RefSeq and is a predicted model, not a curated record.
GCUGCUGUGUGCCGGAGGGCGUGGUCUUCUUGGCCCCGCCCUGGGCCGGGCCGGAGUCUGCGCUGUGACGCCGCGCGUCCUGCGGAAGCGGAGCAGGGGUGGUGGGCGCCGGGGUUCCCAGAUAUCUGCGGUCCCGGUGCUCCAGACCAUGGGCGCUGGGCUGAGCGGCGGCCAGGCCGCCCCGGAACCAGCGCAGCCCCCGCCCCAGCCCGUGGCUCCCGAGCGGCCGCGGCCGGAUCCUGGGCCCUGGGGGCCGCUGGAUGACGUGCGAUUCCUCAUCGCCUGCACCUCCUGGUACUGACCCACCGCGCCCCCAACUAGCGGGGCCGCGUUGCUCCCUUUCCCCGCCCGCCCCCCGGGCCGCCAUCCUAUCGUUCCCUGCACCAGCGGGCUCUGGCCUCGGUUUGCUUCUCAGUCUGCCGCCCUCCAGCCCGCGGCAGCCCUCCUCCUCUGGUCAGCGGCGUCCAGAACCAGACCAGCGCCCCUGGAAGGCCCGUGGCUGCAGACAAGACCUCGUCUCGUCUCUCCCUGCCGAGAACUGGGCUCCUGCCUGCGACCUUGGUCAGGGUGUCCUGGCUGCGGAGAUAAGUGACCUUACUGCCACAGUGACCCCCCCAUCCCCGCCCCCACCCUCCGAGGGGCGUUGGCGCCCUCUCUUGGAGCCCAAUGCGAUGUUACCGAACUGUGGCCCUGGCAUUCCAGUAACACUGUGUCUCGGGGGUCAGCCUUUUGGGGAGAAGAGAUGGCUGGUUGCUGGGAUGGCUGAUGAGAUGCGGGGGUGUAGCCCCACACACCCCGAAACCUCUUGUCCUCCCCCGUCUGCCUCUAAGAUCUAAGGCCAGUUUUAGGCCCUGAUGCUUGUUCCCUUCCCCCCCGGGGAAAUGACACACUCUGUAUUUUUUGUUUUAUUUAGAAAUGAUUUAAAAAACAUACAAAGGCUGAUCAGUUUAAAAUGUGA